Messenger RNA from Quercus lobata, 1315 nucleotides. Its product is annotated as inositol-tetrakisphosphate 1-kinase 1-like. Gene Ontology annotation, molecular function: inositol-3,4,5,6-tetrakisphosphate 1-kinase activity; magnesium ion binding; inositol-1,3,4-trisphosphate 5-kinase activity. Gene Ontology annotation, cellular component: cytoplasm. Lineage: Eukaryota; Viridiplantae; Streptophyta; Magnoliopsida; Fagales; Fagaceae. The transcript has a single exon. Gene Ontology annotation, biological process: inositol trisphosphate metabolic process. The coding region runs from base 89 to 1165 and encodes 358 amino acids. The record is from RefSeq and is a predicted model, not a curated record.
UGAAACUCAGCUACAUCAACUCUUAUAAAUUGAAUUUUCCAUCUCUUACUUUCUCUACUCCCAAACACAAACUAAAAAAAAAAAAAAAAUGUCUUCUCCAACUCCAUCUUUUUGUCCAAUGUACCGCAUAGGCUAUUCUCUUUCCCCCAAGGAAGUGCACAGCUUCAUUCAAAACUCUUUACUCGACCACGCCAAACAACGCGGCAUCGAUCUCAUCGAAAUCGAUCCCACCAAGCCAUUAACUCAGCAGGGACCUUUCGAUUGCAUCAUCCACAAACACUACGGCCCCGACUGGAACAACCAAUUGCAACAACUCUCUCUCGAUCACCCAAACGUCGUCGUAAUCGACCCGCCGCAAGCAAUCGAGCAUCUCCACAACCGUGUCUGCAUGCUUGAUGUGGUUACCAGCUUGAAAAUCCCGCAAGGGAACCAAACGAUUGGGGUUCCAAAUCAAAGAGUACUGGACGAGUCGGAGAAUCUUACGGAUUCGAUUGAAGAAAUAGGGCUCAAGUUUCCGGUGAUAGCGAAACCGAUAUCCGUCGACGGCAGUGCCAAGUCACACGAGAUGUUCUUGGUGUUCAACGACAACGGGUUGAAGAAACUGAAACUAAAAAAACCAAUUUUGAUGCAAGAAUUUGUAAACCACGGUGGAGUGAUUUUCAAGGUGUACGUGGUGGGCGAUCACGUAAAAUACGUGAAGAGGAGUUCGUUGCCUGAUAUAUGCGAGGAGACACUGAAUAGCGUAGCGGAGGAUGAGGGUUUCUUGUUGUUUUCGAAGAUAUCGAAUUUGAUUGCGAAAAAUAGUGAAGCGGUGGGAGGUUCUUCUGAUGAGGUGGAUGAAUACUGUUGUGAAGUGGAGAAGCUUGUGGAGAAGGCGGAAAUGCCGCCUUUGGAGUUUGUGAUGGAGUUAGCCAAAGGGUUGAGGGAGGCAAUGGGGCUUAGGCUUUUUAACUUUGAUUUGAUUAGGGAUAGUAGAGAUGGGCAUAGGUACUUUGUUAUUGAUAUUAAUUACUUUCCUGGGUACGUGAACAUGCCGGAGUAUGAGUCUUGUUUUGUGGAUUUUUUCUGUGAUGUUGUGCAAGAGAAGAGGAAGAAGAAUGGUGAUGGGGAGGUGGAAUUGGAUGUGAAGGAGAAUCAUCAUGAGGAAGAAGAAUUGUGUGAGUAAUGCAUGAACGGGGUGACAAGGUUGGAUUAAUCAUUACUGGGUUGUUUGGGUCAAGAAUAUGGAUCAAGUUCUGACUCUUGAAAACCUUUAUGCUUUUUGUGUCAAUUCUAUAUAUUAUAUUCACUGCGCCACAUGGUGGUACUUUUCGAA